CAUUUAUCAUUUAUUCGGUUCAAUGCCAUUUAUGUUGGUUUUGGUUAAUUAGUUUUUCUUUUAUUUGUAUAUAUCCCAAUUGAACAAAUCUAAUUAAAACGUGAAAAAUUUUUCUCUUCUAUUCCACGAUCAAUGGCAAUUUACAACACACACACACACACACACAUCAUCAAUAACAACAACAAAUCUUACGAUGAUUAUCGUCGAAUAAAGCAAAUGCACAUUUAAUUCUACAAAACAACGAGAUCAACCCCACUUAACAUUGAAUUUGAAUUUAAAUUUGUUUUUUUUUCAUCAUCAUUUACCAUCAAGGAAAAACGGCUUACAUCACACCAAUAUAACAACAACAACAACAACAAAACAGCUACGACAGCAGAAGCAACUAUUUUAAUCUAUUCAAUGACAGUUUCUCAUUCGUUUUUUUCUUUGGUUUUACCAAUCAAUCAAACCUUAUUAACACCGCCAACUUUGACACAUAAGUAAUGAAAAAAAAAAUUCUUCAUUCUUUCACAUGUGCAUGUGUAUUGUUGUUGUGCACCGAUUUCAGUCGAAUUUGAAUUUAAACGAUUUGUUGCACGAAUCAUUGUUUACCCAACAACAACAAAAUGAAUGGGCAUCUAGAUUUUUGUUUUAAAAGUUAAUUUCAUCAUCAUCAUCAUCAUCAUCUCUCUUUAUUUGAUUGUUUGUUUGUUCAAAUGAAAAAGACAUACAUAGUGCAAUAGAAAAACUCUGAUUGCCAACAUUCAAUCCUAUAUAUAAAUAAAUACAUCUACCAUUAAUGAACAUAAAAAUGGGAAAAUAAAAACGAUCCACAAGAAAGUUGGGAAAAAUUGGAACCAGAAAAACGAAAAGAAACGACCCAAAAUCGACGAAACCAAAUGACUGUGUGUGUGUGUGUGUGUGUGCGAUAUGUUUGACAACAAAUUUUUCAUCGUGUUUUUUGAAACCAUCAUUGGUUCCAGUUUGUCAUCAACACACACCGACAAUUCAGACAAUUUCAUUUCAUACCGUUUCUCACAGCUUCAUUUCUGUUUGUGGUUUUUUUUCAUUGUGUGUUUUGUGUUUAAUUUAUGACUUACACUAUUGUUGUUAUCAUAUUAUUAUUGAUUGACGAAAAAAAACGACUACGGCGACAUAGUCUGAACAUAAGAAAAAAGAAUAGAAAAGAAUUAUUUAGGAAUUGGCGAUGGAAAAAAUGUUGAUGAAGAAGAGAAUAUGAAUGGGCAACAAAAAUACAAUGACAAACACCAGCACCACCGCCACUACUACCGACGGGGCAACAUCGACAAGAAUUUUCUUUAUGAUUUUUCAAUGUGACUACUCUUUUUUCGUUUCAACAUUCGCCUUAUGUGGUAACAAAGUAGCACCAAUAAAUUAACUAAAAUUGAAUGAAAAAGAAAAAAAAAUGUCCGAUAACGAUGAACAAACCGAUCUAAUCGAAUUAGAAGUGCCUCUAAAUGUGAAUAAAACAUCAUCAUCAUUAUCAUCAACUACACAAACCACCACGACAGCCUUAAAUGAUCAAAUUAAAUCAAAUACAUUUCCACCGGAACAAUCGUCAAAAAUAAAUGUCCAGAUUGGCCGAAAAUUUCGUUGGCCAACACCUUCAAUGGUCAAUGCAACAGCAGCAUCAGCAAUAAAUAAUCGAUCAUCGCCAUCAAUUGUCCAUCAUCAUUCAACAUCAUCAGCAUUAAUUAAUGAUGCACAUCAUUCUCACUCAUUGGGUUAUAUACCGAUUGAUCAGACAACGACAGACAUUUUGAAAAGUCGUGAAGGUCGACGUCGUGUGACCAUAAAUGUGGGUGGUGUUCGUCAUGAGGUAUUAUGGCGUGCAUUGGUACGAUUACCACAUACCCGUUUGGGUAGAUUACGAGAAUGUGUAACACAAGAAUCGAUAUUUGAAAUUUGUGAUGAUUAUAAUGCCGAUGAAAAUGAAUAUUUUUUCGAUCGUCAUCCACGUUCAUUUGCAGCUAUUUUAAAUUUUUAUCGCACAGGAAAAUUACAUUUAGUUGAAGAAAUGUGUGUUAUGGCAUUCAGUGAUGAUCUGGAUUAUUGGGGCAUUGAUGAAUUGUAUUUGGAAUCUUGUUGUCAGCACAAAUAUCAUCAACGUAAAGAACAUGUUUUUGAAGAGAUGCGAAAAGAAGCCGAAUCAUUGAGGCAAAGAGAUGAAGAAGAAUUCGGAACGGGCAAAUGUGCACAAUAUCAAAAAUUUGUAUGGGAUCUAUUGGAGAAGCCAACAUCAUCGUUUGCUGCAAGAGUAUUGGCCGUCGUAUCGAUAUUAUUCAUCAUAUUAUCGACCAUAGCACUUACAUUGAAUACGAUUGAUAGUUUUCAAGUGCACGAUCCAAUCACUGGUGCCAGUGAAGAGAAUCCAAAAUUAGCUAUGAUUGAAGCCGUAUGUAUUACAUGGUUUACAUUGGAAUAUAUGUUGCGUUUUAUGUCAUCGCCGAAUAAAUGGAAAUUCUUCAAAGGUGGCCUGAAUAUUAUCGAUUUACUUGCAAUAAUGCCAUAUUUUGUAUCAUUAUUUCUUAUUGAAUCAAAUAAAAGUUCCGAACAAUUUCAAGAUGUACGUCGUGUGGUGCAAAUAUUUCGUAUAAUGAGAAUAUUGCGUAUAUUAAAAUUGGCAAGACAUUCCACUGGUUUACAGAGUUUAGGUUUUACAUUGAAAAAUAGUUAUAAAGAAUUGGGAUUGCUCAUGCUGUUCCUCGCUAUUGGUGUAAUGAUAUUUUCAAGUCUAGCAUAUUUUGCCGAAAAAGAUGAACUUAAUACAAAAUUUCGUUCAAUACCCGAUACUUUUUGGUGGGCAAGUAUUACAAUGACAACCGUUGGUUAUGGUGAUAUUUAUCCAACAACGCCAUUUGGUAAAAUUAUUGGUGCUGCUUGUUGUAUUUGUGGUGUAUUGGUGGUAGCAUUACCCAUUCCAAUUAUUGUGAAUAAUUUUGCUGAAUUUUACAAGACGCAAAUGCGAAGAGAAAAAGCAUUAAAACGUAAAGAAGCACUGGAAAGAGCUCGUCGUGAUGGUUCGAUCAUAUCAUUUCCACAUGUAAAUUUACGUGAUGCAUUCGUUAAAUCGAUGGAUCUGAUUGAUGUGAUUGCUGAAAAUAAUAAUAAUACAAUUAAUCAACAACAGAUUGAUCAAAUCAGUGUCGGUGGUGAAUCACAAGCCAAUACUGGUGUCGGUUGUUAUAGAAAUUUUGAUCAUUUUCUAAAAGGUGGUUAUAUGGCUGCCACGGAUGCCGGACAACGUGCUGAAAGUUAUUUUGAACGACCAACAUCUGGAAUGGUGACAACAACAAAUCGAGCCAAUUCUAUUAGUACGAAUAAUCUUCUUGAUUUAUCACCAUUAUCACAAACAACAACGAAUACAAAUCGAAUGAUGAUGAAUCCUAUGGACGAUCAUCAAAUCAUGAACAAUCAAGAUAAUCAUCCAGCAACUAGAUCGAGUAAAACAAAUCUAAGUUUUUCAAAUCCAAAUUCAAUGAAUCAAACAUUCAAUGAUUCAAAUAAUGAUGAUCAAGCAACUAUGAAUGCAAAAAAAUCAACAACAAUUCUGAAUAAUGUUGUGAAAUCUACAAAUCUAAUGGAUUAUAAUAAAAGACCAACAUCGAAUGCAUCGAUAUCAUCAUUUUCAGUAAUAAAAACAACCGAUGAUAAACAUCGAAUGAUGAAACAAUCAAGAAAAUCGAUCGAUUUACGUUCGAAUGAACAGCAGCGUCAUUCGAUGAAAGGAAGAUGGCGCCAGUAACUGAAUGGCUGGAAUAAAUAAUUUUUCACCUGAUAAUCCCCACAUUAUGAUA
Messenger RNA from Dermatophagoides farinae (American house dust mite), 3797 nucleotides. It is a transcript of the gene Shab, whose product is annotated as potassium voltage-gated channel shaker cognate b. Gene Ontology annotation, molecular function: delayed rectifier potassium channel activity; protein binding. Gene Ontology annotation, cellular component: membrane; voltage-gated potassium channel complex. Gene Ontology annotation, biological process: action potential; protein homooligomerization; potassium ion transmembrane transport. The record is from RefSeq and is a predicted model, not a curated record. NCBI's taxonomy places the organism in Eukaryota, Metazoa, Arthropoda, Arachnida, Sarcoptiformes, Pyroglyphidae.